Messenger RNA from Prunus dulcis (almond), 1317 nucleotides. RefSeq lists its product as uncharacterized. The record is from RefSeq and is a predicted model, not a curated record. The transcript is spliced from 2 exons. Bases 1 to 1317 code for a protein of 438 amino acids. Lineage: Eukaryota; Viridiplantae; Streptophyta; Magnoliopsida; Rosales; Rosaceae.
AUGGACGACCAAAGCAAUCUAAUGAGGCAGCUUCUCAACCAAAUAAGCUUAGCUCAAAACCUUGGCCUUGGACAACCGGGCCAGGAGAGAAGGAUGGACGAACUCGUCGGUAGACAACUCGAGGGGUACCAAGCAGGUCGAGCAAGAGUGAGCAGAGAAGGCGAGGGACAACAAAGUGAUCGGCCUACCGACAUGUGGCAAGCAUCUGCGAGCCACACUCAGAGCAGAUUGAGUUUAAGGAACAAUAUUCUGGCAGAGAUCUACGAGAUUGCGGAACUCUACGAGCUCUGGGAUGAUGAUCAAAUCGCCGCAAAGAAGUCUACCAACCAAGAAGAUCAGCCGACUAAGCAAGCAGGCCAAAGAAGCGACGGAUUUAGCAACAAGAUAAAAGACGAGCGUAGGUCACACCCACAAGAGAACACUACGGCAGGAGAGAACUACACCAAAUUCACCAUCCCCAUACAUCAAAUCUUAGUCCACGGGAAGAACAAACCUUGGGUAAGAAGACCACCACCCUUGAAAGGAGAUCCGAACAAGAAGGAUGUUAGCAAAUACUGUGCCUUCCAUGGGAUGCACGGGCACACCAUGAACAACUGCUUCGCUAGGAAAACGCAUGUUGAAGAACUCGUGAGAGAAGGUCACUGCACGAAAUUCAUUGCGAAGCAGGCCAUCCAGUGGAUUGAAGAUCGUGACACUACCAAGGAGCCGCCCCAAAAGGUCAUAAGAAUUAACAUAAUCCUAGCCGACUAUAAGGAGUGUGGGCUGACCAGGAAGAAAAGGAAGAGGAAGAUCAAACAGGCCACCGUGAUCUCCCAAAUGUUGAUCGACCUUCCACCAGUAAAAGACGAUCAUGUAAUCGGCUUCCCAAAGAAAUAUCUAAUCGGCCUCGACAUGCCAUAUAACGAUGCCCUUGUCAUCAGCAUUCAAAUCGCCCAGGCCAUGGUCGACCGAAUCCACGCAGAUGAGGGCAGUGCAGCCAAUAUCUUGCAACUGGCGGUCAUCCAGCAGAUGGGCUUGGAGGCAAAGAUCAACAAAUCAGCCAGAUCGCAAACAUUCAUGGUCAUUAAUGAGGUCUCACCCUAUAAUGGCAUCCUGGACAGACCAUGGAUCGGCAAGAUCAAUGCCAUCACCUCUGCCACACAUCAGAAAAUUCGAUACCCAAUUCCUGGGGGUGGUGUCAGCCAAAUAAACACCGAUCAGGCAAUGGCAAGGAAAUGCUCCGCCCAAGGGCUGAAGAAAAGCACACAAGUACAGUUCCUCCUGGUGAGCCAGACAGAUCUGAAGGAGGUUGAACAACCGAAUCUUGCUCCCUUGUAG